GUGUUUUCUCCGCUUCAGUGAAGUUCACGAUACACGUCGGCCUCGCUCCCGUCAACUAUUUAAUAAAGUCAGCGAGGGUUUUAAAAGUAUCUUAUAACCCGUCAGCCAGCUCUCACCGUGUCUCUUCAUCUGACGUUCAAUAUCAGCGCACUGCAUACGCCCAGAAAUGACCGAAAUAACCCAACCCGAGAGCUCCACGAGCAAAUCGGUUGAGCCUGGACCGGCCUCGAAAGGUUCAUCGUCACGCGGCGGGAAUCUCAUUGACGGCCCUUCUACCCUCAUAACGGAGACAACCCCGCUCCUUGCCUUGAGUCACCAGGCUGAAAUAUCCGCACCUCAACAACCGCAACCACAGGUGCCAGCGGCUGGUUCAAGCAUUCUCCGCCACAACAUCAAGAUCUUCUUCCUCCUCGGCUUGAAGCCCAAAUGCUCGACUUUCUCUCACUUCCCUACUCUCCUCCUACACUGUUCCUUCGCCCUGUCCCUCUAUCGUGCUGCGGCUUGUGACUACGGUCGGUGUACCCAUCUGACAUGGUGGAUCUUCGACUUCAUAUGGGCCUUCAUCGUCGUGGAGCUUUGGAUCUUCUUCCAAAGGGCGGUCCUUACCACCUUCCAUGAGUACCACAGUUUGUUGCAACAGGAGCGUGAGGGGGACGGCACGGAGGAAAACGAGGCACAGCUCUGUCAUGUUUGUGGCCCAACCCGCCCCCAGGGUUCCCGACUCAGUGGUUUAACGACAUCCUCCGAAGCCCUGGCCUUCUUGCGCGUCUUGAUUGCGAUGGAACUCGUUUUGUCAAUGAGAUACAGGGAGUUCCUGUUGCCUACCCUAGCCUGGCUAGGGUAUACAUGCGGGAGCUUCAAUCAUGCCAAGGGAGGGCCCAUGACACCCAGAACCUCUCAUGCUGGACCGCUGGAGAGACAUAUGUGGCGAGUGAUUGAGAUAUCGAUAUUGAACUGGCAGGCGUGGCUGAUCAUGUUGCGUAGAGAGGGUUUGGGAUGGGAUUGGCUGUGGUCAUGUGUUGCCGUCCAUGCGACCACUGGGCUAGUUUGGGAGUUGAGGGAUCAUGAGGGUGUCAACGAUGGGAGGAGAGAUGACCUCGAAACGGGCGGUUCUGGUGCUGUUGAGGCUGAUGCAGCCGUUCCAUCCCCUGUCUUUGGAUCCAGGCCACGAGACGAAGUACGAAGCGAAUCUCCGGGACAACACCAAGGCCCUGUAACCGAAGACAUCGACACUGCAGGACAUCAACAGCCAGCAGACGACUCGACUAUGACAAGGACCGUUUUCUCCGUGUAUGGCGAGCGAGGUCCCCGGUGGUUCUCGGCGCUUUGGAUCCUUUGGUGGGCUCUAAAUAUAGACACGUUCGGAUACUCCUUGGAUCAUUACCCAAGUGAUGUCACGAUUGUGAUGUUGUUUGGCCUUGGACUUGUGCUGGCAGUCCUGUUGAUCUGGACACGGAGUCGUGCCUGGAACCGGAGAGUCGCGAUGUUAUGGGUGAUGUGGUACAUUAUAUGGCUCACCAUUCCCGCAGUGCCUCGUUUCUACUUGUUCAUGAGCUCAUCUUCGUUGUUAGUGUUCUGGUUGGAGCUGUGGGAAGGUGCAGAGCGUGGUCAACCUUGGAGACGAUGGAGAAAAGAGAGACAAGGAGAGAUCAUUCUCGACGAAAUGAAGGCAAUCGGGCCAUUGCAUUCGGUGAAUGCAACCUAGCUGAGAGGAGUCUACGUGCAUUGUUUUGCCCGGGGCAUAUUGAGGCAUGAUUUUUAUUGGUGAAGGGUUCUUCGAAUCGAAAAUCACGGGGAAAAAAAGGCAGAUGCUGAUUUUUGCGCACCGAGAAAAGCUUAAGAAAUUAAAUCCAUC
Molecule: messenger RNA, 1855 nt
Organism: Neurospora tetraspora
Lineage: Eukaryota; Fungi; Ascomycota; Sordariomycetes; Sordariales; Sordariaceae
Exons: 2
Coding region: 167-1705 (512 amino acids)
Source: RefSeq, a predicted model, not a curated record